This is a messenger RNA of Alternaria triticimaculans, 843 nucleotides long. RefSeq lists its product as uncharacterized. The record is from RefSeq and is a predicted model, not a curated record. Gene Ontology annotation, molecular function: protein binding. The transcript has 3 exons. NCBI's taxonomy places the organism in Eukaryota, Fungi, Ascomycota, Dothideomycetes, Pleosporales, Pleosporaceae. The coding region runs from base 1 to 843 and encodes 280 amino acids.
AUGGCGGAGGCAGCGCAGACACAAGCUCUGGCCUCACUCAAAGGCUCUCUCAAAUCGGGCGCAUACUCCGAUCUCACCAUCAAGUGCGGUAGUGACAUGUACAAGGUCCACAAGGUCAUCGUCUGCGAGCGCGCCGAAUUCUUCGCCCGUGCGAUCAAGUUUGGCGGACAAGAAUCUGAGAGCGGUACCGUCGAUCUUCCCAAGGACGAACCGGCCAUUGUCAAACUCCUGAUUCAAUACCUCUACGAAGGCGAGUACGAACCUUUGCUGCUAGACGGCGAAUCUUCGCUAGCUCCAGCAUCUGCCAAAGUCAACGAUACUCGCCCGAAGCAUAAUCACAACGGGCUAGCAUACAGCUACGACUUUCCACACACGUGUGACACGAACAACAUUUGUAGCAGCUCUUUUGUCUGCCCACAUCAUACGUGCCAUCACACAAAUUGGAGUCUUUGUUGUGCCAAUCGCAAAUACACUUGCGAGAUGUGCAACCGUGCCGCCCCUUCGCUACCUUCACUCAACGGCCAAGCCGAUCAACUCCUCCUCCACUCCAAGAUAUACGAGUACGCAGACAAAUACGACGUGAUCGGACUCAAGGACCUGGCUAUCGAGAAGUUCAGCCGUUCAUGCAAGCACUUCUGGGACAAGGACGAGUUCUCCAUCGCUGCCCACCAUGUCUUCUCCACCACCGUCGACACAGACAAGGGUCUUCGCGAUAUCGUCAGUGCCACGAUCGGUGCACACAUGGGACUGGUCAAGAAGCCUGAAGUCAAGGUCCUCAUGACUGAGUUCAACGGUCUUGCUUUGGGUAUCUUAGAAGAGAAGAUCGUUGAGCAUGGUUGGUAG